This is a messenger RNA of Acanthocheilonema viteae, 2028 nucleotides long. Lineage: Eukaryota; Metazoa; Nematoda; Chromadorea; Rhabditida; Onchocercidae. The record is from the annotation of a GenBank genome assembly.
AUGGAUUCGGAACGUGAUCGUUUCGAUGAACAUAAUGUAAAAUGUUACAAGUUCAAAGGUGAUCAAAUUGGUGAUAUCGUCGGGGGUUUCAUCUCAAGUAGACGCGAUGGUAGCAGUGAUUCUCAUGGUGGCAAGGGUAGUAUCACUGUUGGUGACAUUGCUGGUGUUAUUGGUAGCCUAGCUGGACCAGGCAGUAAAAGUCAGAAGCUGAUCAGUGGUAUUGGUGGACUAAUUGGCAAAAAAGAAGGAUAUUAUAGAGAUGGAGGCAUUUUUUAUUAUGCUAUUUGUUUUUUUGAACAAUUAAGUCCAAAUAUAAAUCCAAGUAAUUUAAGAGGCGGUAUGACAGAUGUCGUAAGUGGUCUUGUUGGGCAUCUGGCUCAGCGUUACCUUAAUAUUGAUCCGACUACGGGACGCAUUAUCGGUGCCAUUGCUGGAAAUCUUAUCUUCAAUCUUGGUGGCAAAGAUAACAAGCUUGGAACUGUGGGAAAAAUCGUUUUAGACAAUAUUAUCAGUGGCAAAUUCAAACGAAAGGUUGAUCCCUAUAUACCGCGAGAACCGACACGACGUCUGUAUCCGCCAGUACCUGGUAGAAAAGCAGAUGAAGCACUUGAUUUCUACGUAGAAAGAGAUCGUUGUCUUACUGAACGAAAACUUUUUGAGGAUCCUCAAUUUCCGGCUGACGACAAAAGUUUGUUCUUCAGCCGACGUCCACCGAAACAAAUCGAGUGGAGACGGCCGGGAGAAAUAUGUGACAAUCCACAGUUGCUCUAUGAAGGACAAUCACGUUUUGACGUAGUACAAGGGGAAUUAGGCGAUUGUUGGCUUUUAGCUGCUGCCGCGAAUCUCACAUUGAAAGAAGAACUGUUUUAUCGAGUUGUACCACCGGAUCAAAGUUUUACCGAAAAUUAUGCUGGCAUAUUUCAUUUCCAAUUUUGGCACUAUGGUGCAUGGGUUGACGUAGUCAUCGAUGAUCGUCUGCCAACAUCUACCAGUGGCGAAUUGUUGUACAUGCAUUCCAGAGAUAACAACGAAUUUUGGAGUGCACUUCUGGAAAAAGCAUAUGCAAAGCUUCACGGUUCAUACGAAGCAUUGAAGGGUGGUACCACAAGUGAAGCUUUAGAAGAUUUCACUGGAGGUUUGACAGAAUUUUUCGAUCUCACACAACCUCCUAAGCAUUUGAUGGAAAUGAUGAUGAGAGGUUUUGAAAUGGGUUCAUUAUUUGGAUGCAGUAUAGAAGCGGAUCCACAUGAAUGGGAAGCGCGAAUGCACAAUGGUUUAGUCAAAGGCCAUGCAUAUAGUAUAACGGGAAUGAAAAUGGUGAAUGGACCACGUGGUAAUGUGCCAUUACUACGCAUACGUAAUCCAUGGGGUAACGAACAAGAAUGGAAUGGUGCGUGGUCGGAUAAUUCAAAAGAAUGGAGGUAUAUUUCUCAGCAGCAACGUGAUGAGAUGGAUUUAGUUUUCGCGCACGAUGGAGAAUUUUGGAUGUCAUUUAAUGAUUUCGUACGUUAUUUCGAGAAAAUGGAAAUAUGUAACUUGGGUCCAGAAGUUAUGAAUGAAGUUUAUCAAAUGACUGGUGUUAAAUCGUCGCAGAAUGCUUGGGCAACAUAUACCCAUAAUGGUGCCUGGAUUGCAAAUAAAACAGCUGGAGAGACAUUUGCGAUGAAUCCUCAAUAUCGUAUCCAGGUGACAGAUUCGGAUCCAUAUGAUGAUGAUAAUUUAUGUACAGUAAUAAUUGCCGUCCUGCAAAAGUAUCGACGUGAAUUGAAACAUAUGGGUAUCGAGAAUUUACCUAUAGGAUUUGCCGUUUAUGAUAUUGGAAACUUCACUGCACGCUUAACACGCGAAUAUUUCCGGCAACAUCAAUCAUGUGCUAGAAGUGCUGCAUUCAUUAACUUGCGAGAAGUGACAGGCCGUUUUCGAAUCCCGCCGGGAAAUUACGUAAUCGUUCCAUCAACAUUUGAACCAAAUGAAGAAGCGGAAUUUAUGCUUAGAGUUUAUACAAAUGGUUUUAUUGAAUCAGAGUAG